AUGACCAUCACCUUUACAGUCCUUCUCUGCUUCGGACUGUGUCUGGGCCAGAUGACCCACGUGCAGGCAGAGACGCUGCUCACACCCAUCAUCUGGGCAGAGCCAGGCCCUGCGGUGGCCCAGGGGAAGGCUGUGAGCAUCUAGUGUCAGUGGUCUCAGAAAGCUGACCAGUACUUCCUGUACCGGGAAGGAGUCUCAGAGCCCUUGAGAAGGGAGUUUCCACUGGGACCCAGCAACAAGGCCAAGUUCCCAUUCCCACAUAUGACCUACCACCUUGCUGGGCACUACUCCUGCUUGUAUCACAGACAAACAAGGUGGUCAGUUCCCAGCAAGCCUCUGGACUUGGCAGUCACAGGAAUGUUCAACAAACCCAACCUCUCAGCCCUGCCCAGCCCCAUUGUGACCUCAGGAGGGAGCGUGACCCUCCAGUGUGGUUCAUGGCAGGAUUUUGACUGGUUUGUUCUGUGUAGCGAAGGAGGAGAGGGCCACCCCAGACACCUGGAUCAGCACCAAGCUGAUGGGUGGUUCCAGGCACUCUUCACUGUGGACCAUGUGAGCCCAAGUCACAGGCGGACAUACAGGUGCUAUGAUUAUUUCUUGAGCUCUCCCUAUGUGUGGUCCACCUCCAGCCACAUUUUGGAGCUCCUGAUCUCAGGUGUGUCUAGGAAACCAUCCCUGUCAGUCUUGCCAGCGCCGGUGGUUGCUCCUGGACAGAGCCUGACCCUCCAGUGUCGCUCUGAUGUCGGCUACGACAGAUUCACUCUGUCCAAGGAGGGCGCACGGGACCCUCCCCAGCUUCUUGGCCGACAGCCCCAGGCUGGGCUCUCUGGGGCAGACUUCUACCUGGGCCCUGUGAGACCCUCCCACGGGGGCCGGUACGCAUGCUAUGGUGGACGCAAGCUCUCCUCCGAGUGGUCGGCCCCCAGUGACGCCCUGUACAUCCUGGUCGCAGGUGAGGAGUGGCCAACUCCCACCCUGUCUGCCCAGCCGGGGCCCUCUGUGGCCCCGGGAGAGAAUGUGACCCUGCGGUGUCAGAGCCCCAGUUUGUUUGAUGUGUUCCUUCUGUCCAAGGAGGGGGAAGCCGGCCCCCCCCUGCACCUCAGAUCUCAGCACCAAGAUGGGGAGUUUCAGGCGAACUUUGACUCGUGCCCUGCGAUGCUGGACCACGGGUGGACUUACAGGUGCUACGGGUCACUCGGCAGCACCCCUUUUCUGCUGUCGCACCCCAGCGACCCCCUGAAGCUCAUGGUCACAGCCCCACUUCCAGAUCACACACUGGAGAAUCUCAUCCGAAUGGGUCUGUCCACACUGGUCCUGGUGGAACUAGCAGUGUUGGUGUUUCAGGCGUGGCACAGCCAGAGAAGUGCCCAAGGUGAAACCAAAAGCUCCAGCCCAGCUGCUGCCGCCCAGGAGGAGAGCCUCUGUGAGAGGAAGGGGAUUGCCCUGGGGGUGGGCUGGGAGGGUCUGGGGGUAAGGGAUGCUGCCGUGCAAGACACUCAGCCUGAGGAGGGGGUGGAGCUGGACCAUCGGGAGACUGCUGCAUCUGGCGCCCCCCAGGAUGUGACCUACGCCCAGCUGAACCGCUUGACCCUCCGACGAGAGACAAGUGCAUCCCCUCCCUCCCAAUCAGGGGAGCUCCCAGCAGAGCCCAGUGUGUAUGCUGCUCUGGCCAUCCACUAG
Molecule: messenger RNA, 1680 nt
Organism: Leptonychotes weddellii (Weddell seal)
Lineage: Eukaryota; Metazoa; Chordata; Mammalia; Carnivora; Phocidae
Source: RefSeq, a predicted model, not a curated record